CUCACGACCCGUACGUCAAGACGCCUUGUUUACCGCUCGGAACUUUAACCGAUUUCAACCAAAUGUAAAACAAAUAUAUCAUUAUUAUUAGUUCCAACAAACUACGCGGAUUAUUUAGCUUAUUUAAUAGAUCCCUCACGGGAUUGUACAUUUCUGUUCAAAUAAAAAAUUGUAAAAGCCGCCCGAAACAACGAGCGGCCUAGCGCCGGGGAGUGCGUACCGCGUGGUGCUAGCAGCCCCCUGCCGGACGGGGCGCCUCUCAGCCCGGCGAGGUCGAGUCCGUGCGGGGAUCAAAACAAGUGGGAACUCGAGCCGCGCGCGCGCGAGGAAGCGAGCUAGCGAGCUGUAUACUAUUUAAAUCUCGGCGCGAGGCAUCUUUUGUGUAAUUUUAGUUUUUAUUAAGGUGUCUGCGUGUCUAUUUAGUGUUUUGCUUUGUUAUCAAACGGGUGGCGGUUUCUCUGCCCACGAUAUUUCAAGACGCCAUUCACCCCCUUGGUGGGUGUUGAAGCUGAUAAUUGGCAACGUUAAUUGGAAGAAAAUUACUCCACCCUCUCCCUCACGCCAAAAAAAUGUUACAUCACCAACACCGUAUUGACCGGCGUGGUAAAGUAUAGUCAACACACAACCCGUUAUAACCGGCAUUGCAUUGGCUUCGGGAGCACGUUCAUGGAACAGUGGAUUGACAAGUACAAUACAAUACACGGCUGCUUCGAUAUAUUCGUCUGUUUUAAUAUCCAAGCGAAGCGAGUAAGUAGCACGUUCGUCCCUUGCCAAUCGAGGCUGUAGUUAAUUUACGACCACGGGUCUGUGAACGUCGCCUGUGUCGGGGAUAGAGUCGACGGGGUUGGUUUGUCGAUGGCGACUCGUGGAGGCCGCUUCGCUCGGGGCAGGGCCCGGGCCCGCUGCUACGAUGGCCCGGAUUUUGCGAGCAUGGACGAGGCUGGAGGAGGAGGAGGCGGCGGCGGCGGUGGUGGUGGAGGCUUCGGGCCGCCGCUGGGAGGCAGAGGUCGCCAUCCCAGCCACCUCAAGGGCCGAGAUAUCGGCCUCUGGUAUUCCCGCAAGUCCGUCGGCAAGGGCAGGGCGCGCGACCGGCGAGACCGCGCUGUGGUGGAGAUGGACGGAGCUCGGGAGCAGCACAUCACUCAGCUGCUACAUGCCGUCAAGAAGGAGGACAGGGAGGAGGCUUGCAGAGAUAUGGAUGCCGUCCAGACUCCUGGCACCAGCUGGAGGGUGCAGCCAAUGGACGGUGAUGCCAGUUUGAAGUCGCUCGCCAAGGUGGAGCCCCCCGACUGGUGGGACCACUCAGAUGGGGAGGAGGAGGGUGAUAGAGGACAGGUCCCUCCGCCCAAUGAAAUCGAGGAGGUGGACGAGAUGGCUGGGCAACCGUUGGAGCGCGAUCACGAACUCGAUGAAAGAUUGCGGCAGGAGUUGCACAAGAAUCGGGAAGGCAACAGGGAAUUUGUAAAGAUGCAGGAGUUCCGAGAGAAGUUGCCUGCUUAUAGAAUGAAACGGGACCUGCUGGCGUUGAUCAACAAUCACCGCGUGGUGGUCAUCAGCGGGGAGACGGGCUGCGGCAAGACGACGCAGGUUCCCCAGUUCAUCCUCGACGACCAGAUCGAGCGCGGCAAGGGCUCGGCGUGCAGGGUGGUGUGCACGCAGCCGCGCCGCAUCAGCGCCAUCUCGGUGGCGGAGCGGGUGGCGGUGGAGCGAGCGGAGAGCUGUGGCAAUGGGAACAGCACGGGCUACCAAAUCAGAUUACAGAGCCGGUUUCCUAGGAAGCAAGGUUCGGUCCUUUACGCCACAACAGGGAUCGUGUUGCAGUGGCUGCAGACAGACCGGCUGCUCCGCGGCACGAGCCACCUGGUGCUGGACGAGGUGCACGAGCGGAGCCUGCAGUCCGACUUCCUGCUCACCAUCGUGCGCGACGUCCUGCCCCACCGGCCUGACCUCAGCGUCAUCGUCAUGAGCGCUACGCUCAACGCGCAGAUGUUUUCCCGAUACUUUGGUGGCUGUCCCAUCAUCCACAUACCCGGGUUCACUUUCCCAGUGCAGGAGUACCUCUUGGAAGAUGUGCUCGAAAUGACCAGGUACUGCCCACUGCAGCGGCCGCAGCAGAGGUCACGCCGGAACCUGUUCAUGCACGGGCGGCAGCGGCGGCAGGCCGAGCAGGAGAUGCAGCAGGAGUACGAGCAGCGCUGGCCCGAAUACCUCGACUCGCUGCACGGGAAGUAUUCCAUGAGCACCGUCCAAGCGCUGGAGAUGAUCGACGAUGAGCUCAUCGACGCAGAUCUCAUCGCGGCACUCAUCCGCCACGUCGUGCUGCACGCGGAGGACGGAGCCAUCCUGGUGUUUCUGCCUGGCUGGGCUGACAUCAGCAAGCUGCACACAACUCUCACCGCAGACCAGAUGUUUAGUGCAGAACAUUUCAUCAUCAUCCCUCUGCACUCUCUCAUGCCUACAAUCAGCCAAACGAAGGUGUUUGAGAGGCCUCCGCCUGGCGUGCGCAAGAUUGUCAUCGCCACGAACAUCGCGGAGACCAGCAUCACGAUCGACGAUGUGGUGCACGUCAUCGACUGCGGCAAGAUCAAGGAGACGCACUUUGACGUCGACAACAACAUCUCCACCAUGAAGCCCGAGUGGGUGAGCCUGGCCAACUCCAAGCAGAGGCGGGGACGUGCUGGCCGAGUUCAAGCCGGAUUCUGCUAUCACUUGUACAAUGGGCUGCGAGCUAAUAUGCUGUCUGACUACCAGCUCCCCGAGAUGCUCCGCACGCCACUGGAGGAACUCUGCUUGCAGAUUAAGAUUUUGAAGCUGGGUAGGAUCGAGGAUUUCAUGAAACGGACGAUGCAACCCCCUUCAGAGCAAGCCGUGCUGCUGGCCAUCACCAACCUCAUCGGCCUGAAUGCGUUGAGCCGCGCGGAAGAGCUCACCGCGCUGGGAUUCCACCUGGCGCGGCUGCCCGUGGAGCCGCACAUCGGGAAGCUCAUCCUCUUCGGGGCCAUGUUCAGCUGCCUUGACCCGGUGCUGGGCAUCGCCGCCUGCCUCGGAUUCAAGGAUCCGUUUGUCAUCCCUUUGGGAAAGGAGAAGCUCGCGGAUGCCAAACGGCGGGAGCUCUCCCAAAACUGCAAGAGCGACCACUUGACCAUUGUGUACGCCCUGCAGCGCUGGGAGCAGGGACGGCGGGGUCACGGCCGGUCGGUCAACGACUUCUGCUGGGAGUACUUCCUCUCCCAGAACACACUGCAGAUGUUGCACAACAUGAAGGACCAGUUUGCGGAGCACCUACAGGCGGCCGGCUUUGUGGACAACAGCAAUCCCCGCGACCCCAAGGCCAACCUGCACUCAGGCAACGAGAAGCUGGUGAAGGCGGUCAUCUGCGCAGGCCUUUACCCUAAGGUGGCCAAGAUCCGGCCCAGCUUCAGUAAGAAGAGGAGAGGGGUGAAGGUGUACACGAAGCCCGACGGCAAGGUCUCCAUCCACCCCAAGUCGGUGAAUGCCGAGGAGUCGGACUUCCGGCACCAGUGGCUCGUCUACCACCUCAAGCUCAAGACCACCAACAUCUUCUUGUACGACUGCACGGAGGUGUCGCCUUACUCGCUGCUCUUCUUCGGCGGAGAGAUCAGCAUGCAGCGCGACCAGGACCAAGACACCAUCUCGGUAGACGAGUGGAUCGUGUUUCGCUCGCCCUUCCGCAUCGCCUCCCUCGUCAAGGACUUGAGAAAACAGCUGGACUCGCUGCUGGAGCAGAAGAUCACGCGGCCGAGCCCCGUGGAGUGGCAGCGCGAAUCGUCCGAAUCGGCGCUCCUCAAGGCCAUCAUCGACCUCAUCACCACGGAGGAGGGCGGGGGUGGGGGUGGGGGCGGUGGUGGAGGAGGGUUCGGGGGUGGAGGAGGGUUCGGGGGCGGGGGAGGGUUUGGGGGCCCGUCCCAUCGCGCCUACUAGCCCGCCCGCUCACCCCGCUCACCCCGCUCACCCCGCUCACCCCGCUCACCCUGCCCGCCCUGCUCGCCUCGCUCAUCUCGCUGUCUCACCCACGCACCCUCACACCGUCGGGCAGCAGCGCCGCCACACAACCCAGCAAAUAAACACAGCCCCACCCUGCCCCGAGCGUAACCUCUGCAUGAAACCUGACAGCCCCAAGCCAGGGGCCAGAGUACUAAAUGUGUUCCCGAUAUUGUAGCGAUGUUAUAAGUUCGGUAUGCGAUUUAAAAAAAACAUUAAAUGAGCAUUGCGAUAAUGGGCGUUCGUAAAAGUUACAAGAAGUUUUACGAGUGGCCAGGAGCAUUCUACAGUGGAUCGUAACCAAAAAUGGAUAACGUUAAUGUCAUAAACGUCAAUAGGUUCUUGUCUUUGUGCCAGGCGAUUGGCUGGUGCAGUGGAAGUGAUGAUGCUUUGCCUAGCAACGGCUGUUACGCGAAUGAGAGUUACGAUUUCUCGACGAUCUACUUUCUCCUACGACAUUCAUGAUCGUACUACAAUCGUAGCCUGCCGCAUAUACAACAAAUCUUAAGAGCAUUUCCAUACCUGUAUGUUGAACUUAUUUCCCACCGUACGUAGCUAACCGUUCUAAUCAGAGGUGCGGGGGAAGGACAACAAACGAAACGCACAAAGAAGUUCUAAAGAAAUAAGUUUUCAAUUUUGAUGUAAAAGUGCGUAGCUCCAGUGUCUUCCUACUUUCAGAAGCAAGUGCGUUCCAGACAACUGCAGAAGCGCAUCUGGAAGCGCGCGAUGCGGUGGCCGUUUUUGUUGGAAGGUUAGCAAAAGCCGCAGCAAGGUGACCAUAGUUCCGUGUGAUGGUUUAUGCACCUUGAGAUCAGCACGGUGUGCAAUGUGUCUGUAGUGAGUGUGACCUUAUAAGUAAUGCGUGUGACCUCUUGUACUCUGGCCCCCAGAUUUUGCUACAAUUACGGCGACUCCCAGAGAUCAGCCACGUAUCCCCAUGACCACUCCACAGUGUGUUGCCUUAAUUUGCGACACAACUAAUGCGCGCCUUCACACUUCUACUGAUAAUCUCGAGUAGAGAUAUCUGCUGUUCUGUAAGUUUACUUGUUGGCUGUUUGUGUUCAAUGCAAGGGUUAAAGUUACAGACACACCCACACUGCUCUGUUGAAGUACACUGUAAGCGUCACCUGGCGCAGUUCUAACGAUCACCCAAUUUUUCCACUUGCCACACCCGAGCCACCCCAGCUCGGUGCCAUCACGAUACGACAGGCCGGUUUUUUCCUCCACUGGCCGGUUUAUCCGUGCCGAGCCGGCAACCAAACCGUGACGCGCUGCCGGCCUCGCAUCUGAAUGUGGCUCGCGUGCCGAGCAGGGCCCCCCGGGGUGGAGCUCAUGGGGCGCGUUGAGAGCGCGCAGCUGGAACGCGUCGCCGCGUCCUCCACGCGUCUCGCCUCGUUCGUCGCGUUUGGCGGCGGCGGCGGCGGCGCGGCUUGUGCGGUGGGAAAAACAACCUGGUCCACGCGGGGCUGGCUCGCCGUUGGCCCGGCUUGACCCGGUCACGCAGUGGGAAAGAGGGAGUAUCGGUGAGAGGAAGAAUAGAGCUGAAACAGGUUGAUCUGGCACUGAGCCCACGUUCACACCUCUGCAGUCGUGCAGAAUCCCGAUAAACCGUUGCAUUACAAGCUUUGAAUUGUAAACUCAAAGCAAGGCUUUGUAUAUUGUUAUAAAUAAACUUGCUUUCAGACCAGUGUUUAAUGCA
Molecule: messenger RNA, 5701 nt
Organism: Lethenteron reissneri (Far Eastern brook lamprey)
Lineage: Eukaryota; Metazoa; Chordata; Hyperoartia; Petromyzontiformes; Petromyzontidae
Gene: DHX36
Product: DEAH-box helicase 36
Cellular component (GO): intracellular anatomical structure; nucleus; cytoplasm
Molecular function (GO): DNA helicase activity; RNA helicase activity; G-quadruplex DNA binding
Source: RefSeq, a predicted model, not a curated record